Chanos chanos (milkfish) is the source of this 1629-nucleotide messenger RNA. RefSeq names its product HtrA serine peptidase 3a (gene htra3a). The transcript has 11 exons. NCBI's taxonomy places the organism in Eukaryota, Metazoa, Chordata, Actinopteri, Gonorynchiformes, Chanidae. Bases 1 to 1629 code for a protein of 542 amino acids. The record is from RefSeq and is a predicted model, not a curated record. Gene Ontology annotation, molecular function: protein binding; serine-type endopeptidase activity. Gene Ontology annotation, cellular component: extracellular region. Gene Ontology annotation, biological process: proteolysis.
AUGACAAAGGCAGAAAUUUCAAGACAGACUGGCGUUUCCAGAUGUGCUAUCCAAGCUCUUCUGAAGAAGCACAAAGAAACAGGCAAGGUCGAGGACCAGAAACGCAGUGGUCGGCCAAGGAAACUCAGUUCAGCAGAUGAACGACACAUCGAGUUGACGUCUCUCCGCAAUCGGAAGACGUCGAGCAGUGCCGUCAGCUCAGAGCUGGCAGCAACCACAGGGAGCCUGCCGUGUCUUUUCAUCGCAAUUCUAUUUCUACCGCUCAACUUUGCCGGUGCUGAGUCGAAAGCCAAGUGCUCGUCGCGGUGCGACGUGAACAAGUGUCCGAUUCCCAGCUGUCCAAGUGGCUACGUCCCCGACCGCUGCAACUGUUGCUUGGUUUGUUCCCUGGGAGAGGGUGAGCCGUGUGGCAGGAAGGACGACUUGCCGUGCGGAGAUGGACUAGAGUGCAGGUUCCCGGCUGGAAAGCGAUUGUCCAAGGGAUUUUGCCAAUGUAAAAUAGGGCAAAAGGUGUGCGGGAGCGACGGGAAAACUUACGGCAACGUCUGCAAGAUGAAGGCGGCAAGUCGCAAGGCACUGCAAAGGGGUGAAGUGGCAAUAACACGAGCGCACAAGGGACAGUGUGCACCUGUCAGAACAGGUCCAGCAUAUCCCAACAGUCCGCGGUACAAGUUCAACUUCAUCGCCGACGUGGUGGAAAAAACAGCCCCUGCGGUGGUACACAUUGAACUCUUUCUCAGACACCCUCUCUUUGGACAUAACGUGCCAUUGUCAAGUGGCUCUGGUUUCAUCGUGGCGGAGUCUGGUCUGAUUGUAACCAACGCUCACGUGGUAACGAGCAGCACCACGGCAACGGGCAGACAGCAGCUUCGGGUUCAGCUGCACAACGGUGACACGUACGAGGCCACCAUCAGAGACGUCGACAAAAAGUCCGACAUCGCCACCAUCAAAGUCAACCCGUUUAAAAAACUGCCGGUCCUAUCACUGGGGCGUUCGGCGGACCUGAGGCCCGGCGAGUUUGUGGUUGCCAUCGGCAGCCCGUUCGCCCUGCAGAACACUGUGACGACGGGAAUCGUCAGCACGGCGCAGAGAGACGGCAGGGAGUUGGGCAUUCACGAUUCGGACAUGGACUAUGUUCAGACGGAUGCCAUCAUCAAUUAUGGGAAUUCUGGUGGUCCUCUUGUGAAUCUGGAUGGGGAGGUGAUUGGGAUCAAUACGUUAAAAGUGACAGCAGGGAUCUCCUUCGCCAUCCCCGCAGACCGAAUCAGUCAGUUCCUCAACGAGUCUUUAGACAAACAGCACAAAGAAGCAAAGGGGUCAAAGAAACGAUACAUCGGCAUCAGAAUGGUGACAAUAACAGACGAUGUUGCUGAAGGGCUAAAAGAAGAGGACCCUGACUUCUUAGACGUCAGCAGUGGCAUUCUGGUCCAUGACGUAGUGCCAAAUUCCCCUGCCCACAAGGGCGGGAUCGAAGCCGGCGAUGUCAUCGUAAAGCUAAAUGGCCACCCUCUCUCAACCACCGAUGAGCUGCAGGAGGCGUUGCAGGAGGAGACGCCCCUCCUACUGGAGGUUCGCCGCGGUAACGACGACCUGCUGUUUAACAUCGAACCUCACGUCAUCAUGCAUUGA